AUGCCCUCUCUUACAGUAGCAGUCGCCCAAUCCCGUACACAUGAUUCUCUAACCGAAACCCUCCAUGCCCUCGAACGAACAACAGCCCUUGCCGCCCGCCGUGGUGUGCAUCUCCUCCUCUUCCCGGAAGCCUAUCUAGGCGGAUACCCGCGGACAUGCACUUUCGGCUCCGCAGUUGGAAGUCGACACCCGCGCGGCCGGGAUCAGUUUCUCGCGUACUUCAAGGCAGCCGUUGAUUUAGGCGACACGCCGGCUGGAGCCGGGGAUGAGUGGAUUGGUCGCAAGCUGGAGAUUGCCGAAGGAAAGAGAGGUGUUUUGGGGAAGAGGAGGAAGGUUAUGCCGACGGCCGCUGAACGCAUGAUCUGGGCCCAGGGUUCCCCUUCAACCCUCCGUGCCGUCACAACAACCCUAAACGGUAUCCCGCUAACCAUAGCUUCGGCAAUCUGCUGGGAAAAUUACAUGCCUCUCCUACGUCAGAGUCUGUACUCCCAGAACGUCAAUAUCUAUCUUGCUCCUACGGCUGACGCCCGCUCUACCUGGCUCCCGCUCAUGCGCACCGUCGGCAUAGAAGGCCGCUGCUUCGUGCUCUCGGCGAACCAGUGCGUGCGCGGCUCUGAGCUGCCGGAGUGGAUUACCGGUGGGAAUACCGGUGCAAGCCCGAAUCAAAAUCCAAAUCCAAAUCCUCCUGCGAGUAAAUCGAAGCAUCCUGAAAGGAAACUGUCCAUCACUGCUGAGGGACCGCAUGAAAUUGUCUGGCCACAGGCUCACGGUGAGUCCCAGGGUCAGAGUCAGGGUCAGCCGGAAAAUUCCUCCACGUCGAAUAAUAGGCAUCCUCUGGCUCCCUCGGAGUCCGUAUUGGAUUACGUCUGUCGUGGUGGAAGUUGUAUUGUCUCACCGCUUGGAGAGGUUCUUGCCGGUCCGCUGUGGGAAGUCUGCACAGAUGAUGUGCCGGAUAGUAGCGAUGCUGCUGUAACUGAUUCCGCACCUGGCACGUCGGCAAGUGAGUCUAACCCUGCUGUUGCCGCCGGUGAUGGGUUGGCUAUCGCGCGCAUUGAUAUGGAUGAUUGUGAGCGUGGACGACUGGAUCUUGAUGUUGCUGGGAGUUAUUCACGGAGUGAUGCGUUUAAAUUCGAGGUUGAGGGGUUGGAUCUUGCGCCGCCUCCUUUGUAG
Penicillium crustosum is the source of this 1170-nucleotide messenger RNA. Its product is annotated as nitrilase. The transcript is spliced from 3 exons. NCBI's taxonomy places the organism in Eukaryota, Fungi, Ascomycota, Eurotiomycetes, Eurotiales, Aspergillaceae. The coding region runs from base 1 to 1170 and encodes 389 amino acids. The record is from RefSeq and is a predicted model, not a curated record. Gene Ontology annotation, molecular function: catalytic activity.